AUGAAUUCCGAUGAUGAGAUUGAUACGAGAAGUGAAACACCUCCACUGCACGCAGAAUCUUCUGGGCUGGUAAUAGAUGAAAACCUUAGACUGUACGACGAUGAGAAACAGAGUGACAUUGUGUUCGUGGCCGGAAUUAACGGUGACACUUGGCGUUACCCAGGCCACAGGCGUGUGCUCGCUGCAACAAGCCCAGUUUUCGCCGCUCUCCUUUCUGCUAAGACAGACGUAAUCGUUGUGGAUUAUAUCGACCGUAGGGGCUUUGAACAACUCCUACGAUACCAUUACUGCGAACCAACUCAGCUUAACUCUGUUACGACAGCCCGUUGCGCUUUAGAUGCUGCCUACAAGUUCUUAUGCCCACCGCUCGCAGAGCGCUGUGCUCGUCGACUGGACGAAAUGUUAGACGCCGGCGCAGCGCUCGAAAUACUACGUGAUCUGCGCUUCUUGUGUGCGAGAUUACCAGGGGCUGCCUCCGCACCGCCCCUUCCAGCUCUGACGAAUGAUGCUGCAGCGCGAUCCUUAGCCCAGUGCUCUUGUUGGUGUGACUCCCUCGCCCAUAAUGCUCUUCUAGUUCUUGACGAAAACGCCGAUGCGGCUUUAACCGACGAGCGCCUUGAAGAGCUUACCUACGAAGAUCUGGCACUGAUUGUCAAACGCGAUACUCUUCGGGUGUCAAGUGAGCUCGUACUUGCAGAGGCUUUGUCACGAUGGAGCACAGCCGCUUGCAAACGCACGAAACGUGAGUUAACACCAAGUAAUAAACGCGCGGCACUGGGGGAAUUGGCUUACUGUCCACGAUACCUGUUGCUGUCGGGCGAAGAGCUGGACCGCGCUUUAGCACUUGAAUUAUUGGAGCCAAUGGAAAGAGCUUUAGUUACAGCGCGAGCUCGGAAAUUAUCAGCUCCUGUGCCAGUAGGCGCCGAACAAGAGGCGUUGCUUCGCCGUUGGGCUCGGCCGCGACCCACAGAGCCUGCCGCGUUACCAGUGCAUCUCAGUCCACGUUCUGAACCCGCUGAAGCCCAGCCAAGCAAACUAUGUGGACGUCGUGCAAAACGUCCAAAACGACCCAGCUUCGCACCAGAAGAAAGAAAAGCUCCUAAACGCGGAUGCUGCUCCACAGUAUGCGAUGGGCUUUUGAGAGCAUUUAUUUGUUUGUUUGAUUGA
Molecule: messenger RNA, 1167 nt
Organism: Parnassius apollo (apollo)
Lineage: Eukaryota; Metazoa; Arthropoda; Insecta; Lepidoptera; Papilionidae
Source: the annotation of a GenBank genome assembly